Messenger RNA from Adineta ricciae, 1107 nucleotides. Lineage: Eukaryota; Metazoa; Rotifera; Eurotatoria; Adinetida; Adinetidae. The record is from the annotation of a GenBank genome assembly.
AUGCAAGUGCAUACGAAUCUUAUUUCUUCGCGAAAUUCUGGUCAAAUAGUUCCAAUCGAUGAUAAUAUGAAUUGUUCAUCAUCGAUUCCGUCGAACGGGCUGCUCAGUUCAAAUAACAAACCAUGGAGCAUCGCCUUCGGCGAUUUCAAUCGCGAUAACCAUCUGGACAUCGUUAUUAGCAAGACUGAAAACUACGAACUUGGCCUCUAUUUCGGGUUUGGCAACGGAACAUUUGCAGCACAAACGACUAUCUCUGCUGGCAGCACCCUUUUUUACGUUACCACUGCAGAUCUCAAUAACGACAACUACACGGAUAUCAUUACAGUCGAAGCUAGUGAUAACAGGGUUGGCGUGUUUUUUGGGCAUGGUGAUGGAACGUUCGAUCGACGAAAGACAUUUCCUACUGGUUAUUACCCGUAUUGGGUUGAUACCGGGGAUUUUAAUGGUGAUGGAAAUACGGAUAUGAUCACUGCUAAUUCUUAUGAUAAUACUGUUACCUUAUUGUUAGGCGAUGGACGUGGAAAUUUUGCAACACAGCGGAAUAUAACUGCAGGUGAUAUUGUUACAGGAGUCGUUGUUGCUGAUUUUAAUCUCGAUAAUCAUCUGGAUUUUGCUGUUACGGAAUUCCGAGAUUAUACGAUGAGUGUCUUUCUUGGCACAGGCAGCGGACUAUUUCAAGCGAGGCAAUCUUUCUCAACUGAAAAAAAUCCAUGGGGCUUAGCAAGUGGCGAUUUCAACGGCGACAAGUACAUGGAUAUCGUGGUUGUUAAUCAACGAGCUGAUUCCAUUAGUGUGUUUAUUAACAAUCGCAACGGCACGUUUCAGUCUCAAAUGGUUUAUUCCACAGAUGCUCCAGCCAUAUCGGUAGCUGUUGGUGACAUGAAUAAUGAUACAUAUAUCGACAUUAUUGUUGCAAAUGACUAUAAAAAUUACGUGGGCAUUUAUCGCGGAUUCGGGAACGGAAGUUUCGAUUUCCCGAUGAAAUUCUACACUGACUGGUGGAUACUAUUUGUUGCCACUGGCGAUUUUAAUGGCGAUCAUCGACCGGAUAUUGCUGUACUAAGCGAAUACACGGAAGCUAUGAACAUUCUUUUGAACUCUUGCUAA